Messenger RNA from Medicago truncatula (barrel medic), 1220 nucleotides. Its product is annotated as xyloglucan endotransglucosylase/hydrolase protein 31. Gene Ontology annotation, biological process: cell wall biogenesis; xyloglucan metabolic process. The transcript is spliced from 4 exons. Gene Ontology annotation, molecular function: xyloglucan:xyloglucosyl transferase activity; hydrolase activity, hydrolyzing O-glycosyl compounds. The record is from RefSeq and is a predicted model, not a curated record. Gene Ontology annotation, cellular component: apoplast; cell wall. Lineage: Eukaryota; Viridiplantae; Streptophyta; Magnoliopsida; Fabales; Fabaceae. The coding region runs from base 90 to 1019 and encodes 309 amino acids.
UCCCCAAUCAACUAAGUAAUCACCAUUUUUAGUAACAUGAUGCCUCAAAAUCUCUUUAUAUAAAUCAACUGUGUAGUCAUAAUCUUUUCAUGAGCAGAUCACCAACCCUGCCUCUAAUUUUCUUGCCAUCAUCACUCUGUAUGGCUCCUCUCUUCUCUCUUUUCUUCUCAUUCUUGAUGUGUAGUCGUAAUGCUGGGGGUGCACCAUCACCAGGGUACUACCCUAGUUCCAAAGUAAGCACUAUUAGCUUUGAUCAAGAAUUUAGAAAUCUAUGGGGAGCUCAGCAUCAGAAACUAGACCAUGGAUCAUUAUCAAUCUGGCUUGACUCUACCACAGGGAGUGGAUUCAAGUCAUAUCACUCUUAUAAAUCUGGAUAUUUUGGUACUGCGGUUAAGCUUCAACCAGGUUAUACUGCAGGAGUCAAUACAAAUUUAUAUCUUUCAAACAUAGAAGAUCACAAAGGAACCCAUGAUGAAAUAGACAUUGAGUUCCUUGGUACUACACAAGAUAAGCCAUAUGUGUUGCAGACAAAUGUGUACAUUAGAGGAAGUGGAGAUGGGAAGAAUAUAGGAAGAGAGAUGAGAUUUCAUCUUUGGUUCGACCCAACACAAGAUUUUCACAACUAUGCCAUUCUAUGGAAACCUAGUGAGAUCAUAUUUUUGGUGGAUGAUGUUCCAAUAAGGAGGUAUCCUAGGAAGAGUGAUGCAACAUUCCCUUCAAGACCAAUGUAUGUGUAUGGAUCAAUCUGGGAUGCAUCUGCAUGGGCUACAGAGAAUGGAAAAUACAAAGCAAAUUAUACUUACCAACCCUUCAUUGGAAGAUACCAAAACUUCAAACUACAAGGUUGUACCACUGAUUCCACCUCCUCAUGCCGGCCACCUUCUGUCUCACCACCCGGCUAUGGCGGCAAGCUGAGCCGUCAGCAAAAUGUUGCAAUGCAAUGGGUCCAAAAAAAUUACUUGGUCUAUGAUUAUUGUCAUGAUCCUAAGAGAGACCAUACACUUACUCCAGAAUGCUAAUGUUUAGUUCGGUUCAAUUUGGGGUGUGAUUUAAAUUUACCUUUUACACUUGCAUACAUAAACAAAACAUAUUGUUCAUGGAGUGGUUUUUGAAAUGGUCCCACAUGUUUGUUAGUGCUAAGUCUAUAAUUGCAAGAACAGUGAAGAUCCUAGCCCUUCAAAUAAAAAGAAAUGAUUGUGAUGUUUUUGUUAUUUGUGUAA